Nerophis lumbriciformis (worm pipefish) is the source of this 2982-nucleotide messenger RNA. Lineage: Eukaryota; Metazoa; Chordata; Actinopteri; Syngnathiformes; Syngnathidae. The record is from RefSeq and is a predicted model, not a curated record.
GCAGGCCCAGGAAAGAUGGGCCGGAGGCUGGACUUGUCUGGCUUGACGGACGACGAGGCCGAACACGUCCUAAAAGUUGUCCAACGGGACAUGAAGCUAAGGAAGAAGGAGGAGGUUCGGCUCAGUGAGAUGAAGCAAGAGCUGGCGGAAGAAGGCAGCAGAUGCUCCAUCCUCUCCAAGCAGCACCGUUUCAACGAGCACUGCUGCAUCCGAUGCUGCGCGCCCUUCACCUUCCUGCUCAACCCCAAGCGCGAGUGCUUGGAUUGCCAGUACAACGUGUGCAAGGCUUGCUGUAUCUACAACAAGAAGGACAAAGCCUGGCUGUGCUCCGCGUGUCAGAAGGGCAGGAUAUUAAGGACGCAAUCCCUGGAAUGGUAUUACACCAAUGUGAAGAGACGCUUCAAAAGGUUCGGCAGCGCUAAGGUUUUGAAGACUUUAUAUCGGAAGCACAUUAUAGAGAGAGGAGCCCUAUCUGAUCUCCCAGAAAGCAGCAUCCAUGAGGGAAGUUUCGGAAAUGACAACGAUGGCAGUAUAUGUGGCAGUGACUCGGUCUUCUACAAACAGAGUGAAGGACACAGUAUGGCUGAGACACUCACAGUCGCCUUGCGCGUUGCUGAGGAAGCCAUAGAGGAAGCCAUUGCCAAGGCAGAGGAGUUCAGCGACAGUUUGGAGAAGCAGAAUGAGGCUCGAUAUCUGCGGGACCACAAAGAAGAACUCAUAGAGGAACUUGCCACAACCAUUGUACAGAAGAUCAUCCAGAGGCGGAAGCGCUCAGAGAUGCAGACAGAAUAUGACUUUGUCUGGCCUCAGUCUCAGUCCUUGAUUCAGACCAGUGAUCAAGCCUCACCUUCGCAACCUCAAACAUCUUCGCAAGGAUCUUCUGACCCCCUCAAGACGUCCUCCGCCCUCUCGCGCUCACGCUCAGCCUUCUCCCUCACCAGUGACGACUCGCCCGAAAAACCCCCACAGGACGAGGCGGGUGGCAGCCUUCAAGAGUACUCCUCUCUGAAGAGGGACGCCAAGGCCACGUCACUGCCCACCUGGAAGAGUGUCGACCGUCUGGACAACACCAGUGCAUCCUCAGUCCUCCAAAGCCCGGACGGUAACUGGAUCGCUCUCCACAGCUCUCAGCUGUCUCGUCCCAGCCUCCUCACCAAGAGGAAAAGCCUCGUGUUCAGCGUCUUGGAGAAGGAGUCCGGCGUCGUCUCGGCCUACGACGAGAUGGGUUCCGACUCUGAAGAGGACGAUCAAGGCAGCUGGGGCGCAGCGUUGCAACAGUUCCGCCGCAAGCUGUCCGAUGAGACCUAUUACACUGACUCGCAGCAUGACCCCGAGUGGACAUAUACGCAGCACCUGCCCGUGACCUCCCCUUCUUCGGGCCAGUACACGAACACAGAAACCCUCAAUUCGGACUCUGAGGCAUCAUCGGCUCGAUCGUGUCCUCGGAAACCACCUCAAAACCUGCUGAGGAAGAAAGGACCAUCGGAUACUCACCUUCACCCGUACCACCAACCAAUGUUUCACCAACACCUUCACCAAAACCUCUCUCCAUAUCCACUUGUCUCAGGGGCACUGGAUGUGAAUUUUAACCCCAAGGUGACUGGGGACAGCAGCGAGGCUGAAGAAAGGCAAAACGACCCAAUUAGAAGGUCACGGAGGCGCCGCAAAAGCAAGAGGGAUUCUUCAAACGAGAGCAGGUCUGGGAGCCAGAACUACUCACAGUCCAUUCAGGAGAGCAGUGGUUUUCUUCUCACUGACUUACUGAAGAGGAGCUUAAGUGAGGAUCAGCCUGUUUCUGACGCAGUGCCCAUGAGCACAGCAGCACCAGAUGCCUUCACAUCAGAUGUCAUCACACCGGAGUCGCAAGACUUGGAUAAAGUGGCACCGAAUUCAGUGGACCCACGCAGCCCUGUUUCACCCCAACCUACGGCUCCGGCGCCCCAUCACAACACGGAACCCGUUGGCACAGCGGACUUUCUGAAGGAAGAACUGCAGUCGAGGAUCAGUAAACUGGUCAGGAGCCGCACCAACAGCAGAGAGAGCAGUUCUUCUGUGGAGGAGUGGCCCUCUCACAAACAGACGGAGGGAGAAAGCGUCAGACCAAUUUCAAAAGACACGGAACGAAAGAAGCCUAAGUCGAGUGUGAGAUUAAGAGAGAACGCGAGUGAACCAGACGGUCAAGUGAAUGGCCAAGAGACGUCGAGUAGUGAGAGGUUGAUAAAAAGCCCGCCUCCGAGCGCGGAAGGCCGAGCGAAGGACCGCAGGUCAGAGAAGCGAGUGGGGAGUUCAGAGGAAACGGCAGUUGAAAAAGAGCAAAAGCGAGGAGAGAGAAAGAAAAACAAGAGACAACACAGACGAGAUUUGGAGAAGGAGAUGUCAGAAUGGAAAAGCUGCUCCAGUGCAGCCAGCUCGCCUGCUGUUACGCCAUCUUCCCAGGAGGGGGUGCUGUCUGACAACCAGCAGAAGUUCUCAGCAGCCUCACUUUGCAGCAUCACCACAGAGGUAUUGAAAGUUUUGAACGCCACCGAGGAGCUGAUCAGCGAGGCAGGAGGGGACGGCUGCACUCCUUCAGAGUCGCAGAGCGCGUCAACCAUCUCAAACAGCUCUGAGACACGUAAACUGGACCAGAGACUCACCAAAAUGGAGGAGAAUGUUUACCUAGCUGCUGGUGCUGUAUAUGGCCUCGAGGGGGCGCUGGGGGACCUGGAGCAGUGCGCCCGGAAUAUCAGUAGUGGGACCACGGACACAGAGUUGGCUUUCCUGGAGGACCAGGUGGCUACUGCUGCUGCUCAGGUCCAGCAAUCUGAGAUGCAGAUAUCCAACAUUGAGGCCAGGAUAUCGGCUCUUAAAACUGCAGGGUUAAAUGUGACUGUCUGCAAUCAUUUCUCCAAGUUCAAGCCAACAGCAAAGCCACAAACCCUGGACACAUCACGCCAUCAGAGGAGGAAGCUGCCAGCCCCUCCACUAAAAGGUACCAAAUAA